Molecule: messenger RNA, 1113 nt
Organism: Penicillium robsamsonii
Lineage: Eukaryota; Fungi; Ascomycota; Eurotiomycetes; Eurotiales; Aspergillaceae
Product: putative transcription regulator PAB1642
Exons: 1
Coding region: 1-1113 (370 amino acids)
Source: RefSeq, a predicted model, not a curated record
AUGUCAAGCCAAGGCCCCCUAACAGCCUUCCUGCUAUCAAGAACCCCCAAUGCCCUCAAACGCGCAACAACCCACCCCUUCCUCGCCUCCGCUGGCCACGGCACCCUGCCAAAAUCCCAAUUAAGCCAAUGGCUCUCCCAAGACAGACUCUACGCCCAAUCCUACAUCCGCUUCAUAGGCCUCCUCCUCUCAAAAAUCCGUCUCCCAACACAAAACCCAACAUCUCCAGGCCCACACAUCCCAACACCAGAACACAACGCAAUAACAGUCCUCAUCGACGCCCUAGUCAACAUCCGAACUGAACUCGCGUUCUUUGAAAAAACAGCAAAUGACUACAACCUAGAUCUAACAGCUAUCUCUGCUGAAGAAGGUGGUUGCACGCUUACUUCUUGCGGCUUGGGAUCGGAUAUUACUACCUCUGCUGGUAUAUCCACUAGUGGUUCUGGGAGUUGUCCGGGAAUUGCGGGCGGCGAGGGCCAAGGGCCACCGCUGGGUAACGGGAACGGUGGUUGUCUUCCGUCGACGGACGAGACAAGCAGUGCGCCUGGCCACGGACUUUGUCUCAGUCAAGGAGAAUGCCAGAUGCCUUCUGGUGGGGAAGUCUGUGCGCCUGGCCCUCAGUUCAAUCAGUCCGGACGGGGCGUGGAAUCUGCUGCUGUUGGUGGGGAUGUUGGAGGGAAAGUUGGUGCUCAGGGUGGUGAAGAGCCAUGUGGGACUAUUUUCUUCUGUGCGAACCGGACGACACGGGCUUAUAUUGAUAUGUUCAUGUCUGCUGGGAGUAGCGGGGUCUCUAUUUUGGAGGGGUUGGCUGUGCUGUGGGCUACGGAGGUUUGUUAUCUUCGGUCUUGGAGGUUUGCGGCGGGGUGUAUGGCUGAGGAUGGGGAGAGGGAUUAUAGGAAGGAUGCGGAUGGGGGAGCGUUGAGGGAGAAGUUCAUUGAGAAUUGGGCUAGUGUUGAGUUUGAGGGGUUUGUUGAUCGAAUUGGAGAUGUUGUUGAUGAGAUGGCGGGGCAGAUUAAGGGGGCGGAGGAGUUGGAGAUUAUGCGGGGAAGGUGUUUGGAGUGGUGGAGGCAAAUUGUUUGGUUGGAGGAGAAUUUUUGGCCGAACAUUGAAUGA